Messenger RNA from Phytomonas sp. Hart1, 1287 nucleotides. NCBI's taxonomy places the organism in Eukaryota, Euglenozoa, Kinetoplastea, Trypanosomatida, Trypanosomatidae. The record is from the annotation of a GenBank genome assembly.
AUGAGGUCUUCUCGGAGGGAAAGAGACCCGGUAUCACCGGGGGCCCCGACCUCCUACCUCCUCUCCACCUACCCCCUCGUAACCUGCGCCAGUGAAACGCGGGAGUACCUUUGCCUGCGCUGCGGGAUUCGCUACGCGGCGGUGCCCAUUCCGGAGUCCCACGCGGACGCCGCCCGCGCGGCCUACCUCGUCACUCUUCAGCAAAAACAACGAGCACGAGGGCGAGGGGGAGGGGUUCCUCCUACCGGACAGGCGUCGUUCUCCCAAACCUUCACCAGCCGCUCCACCUCCAUGGUUGAGUCGGCUUUGUAUAAAGAAGGAAAGGGGUGGAAGGGGGAGGAGGACCAGUCCCCGCGAAAACGGACUUUCAUGACGGAAUUUAACCCUUUAGCAUCCAUUGUGCGGGAGCGUUUUUCGUGUGGGGGGGACCUCCUCGCGAGUCAGACUUCCUGCACCUUCCGACAACUCACCGAGAUGGAGUCCAGAGUCUCCUUUGAUGUCAAGAUCCCGCGGAACGUGAACUUUUCCGGCAUGGAGACCGCGAGAGAGCGGCGGGGGAAUCCCAGGCACCCCCGCUCCACCACCUCGGAGCUCAGCAUCCCUUCGUUGGGGAGUGAAAUUAAACAUUUGAACCCCCCGCAAAGCAACGGGGCCGGGCGGCGUGGAAAUGGGCACCAGGUUCUUUCCGUCUCGCCCUUCAUCCUCGAGUACGCUAAUGCGGUACUCUCGGAGAAGGACUCCGAUGACGACGAAGCCGAGGGGAACCCCCUCGGCGGGGAGAAAAACGCCCCCUUUUCCUUGCCUUUCGCUCUGUCGAGUCCGAGAAGCGAGUGUUUUUCUUCCUUCGCCCGAAGUCACGACACCAGGGAGGAACACGAAACCCGCACGGGCGCCAACCCCCCGAAUGGAUCGCCGAGGGCGAAGGUUCCACCAUGUUUACCGCCCUACCGACUGCCGGCUACGCCGAGUCUGCCGGCGAGUUUCUCGCGAGCCGCGGAAGGGGUGGCCUCACGGCUGAAAUAUCGAAUGGUCCCCCACCUCCACCCACUCGAGGAUGGCGAUCGCGCCCCUCGUCCCCUUCGCUUUGUGAACCUACAGAAAGAAGCCCUCGCGCGGGAGCGGAUGCUCGUCAAGAAGGUCGAGCACAUCGCGAACCGCUCGAAGCUCUCUCAGCAGGUCUACCUCAAGGGCCACCUGGCCGCGAUGGGGAAUCUCCAGAACGCCAAAUCCAACGAGAUGGCCCAUCAACUUCAGCGAAAGGUCAAGGCCGCACUCAAUUCACGCUAG